UUUUGCUUUUAUAAAAACUAAAACGCUUUUCUGUUCCAAAACGUUUAACUUCUCUCUUUCUUCUGUAAAAACCUAAUAUACACACACACUCUUCGCUAAAGGAAAACCCAAAAUAACCCACAUGGAUUCUCAGGACCACAACAACAACUCACAGCACUCUCCAGGAGGUAAGAGCAAUGGGGCUCAUGUUUGCACUAAAUGUGGUUGGAAUUACCCAAAUCCACAUCCUAGUGCUAAAAACCGGCGUGCCCACAAGAAAAUAUGUGGAACCAUCAAAGGAUUUGAGAUCCUUGAUUCCGAAAAGUCCAAACAGAAUCUUGAUUUGCAGGAAGAACAUUUCUUGGAUGAUGAGCAAAAAAACCCAAGUCCAAAAUCUGUGGAGAAAGAUGAAGUUGUGGCGAAAGCUGAUGAAAGAAUUGGGGAUAUAGUUGAAGAGGAUGUGUUUGCAGAUGCUGUUUGUGAAUUUUCUAGCAGCGUUGUAUCUGAUUCUUUCAAGGAAAAGGAAGAGACUGCAACAAAUCGUGCUGCAGAGAGUACUAAGAAUCCUGGUGACACUCAGGAGUACAAAGGUUCGUCAACGGCUUGCGUGAUGAAAAAUUCUGAAGUGGUUCAAGAGAGCUGUGAAGUUCCACCCAUGGAGGUCCUUGAGAGCCAUGACGUCCCAUGUUCAGUUGAAGCUGCUUCUGGUAAUCAUAAAGGUGGAACACCUUCUACUGAAGAACGCUCUAUGGCAUUUGAAACUCUGAAUGAGUCGUCACAGGAAGCUCAGGUUAUUGACAGUGGUGAUAUCAUAUCAAAUGUUGAAUCAGUGACAGAGUGCAAAGGAAAACUACCGGAUGAAUCUGAAUCAAAGUUAGCAUUUUCAUUAGGAAAGAGAGAAGAUACUUCGAAUUCAUCAUGGAAUGAUGAAGUGAUUUACUCAGACUUGGAGGGUCCUGAUGGAUUUGCUUUUGAAGCCACGAGUAUGGUUCAUCCUGGUGAAGCUGGCUAUAUAGUCAGUGAGAAUGUUCCGGACGAUACUUCUUCUGUAAAAGCCAAUGCAUCUGAAGUUAUCAGCACCAGUCAAUCCGCUCCUGAAAAUGCUGACGUCUCUCUGCAUGGAAUCAAAGGCAUUGAAGAAUUUGAGUCAAAUAUCUCUGAGACACCUAAGGAAGAAGAAUGUGAAACUGAGACUCGUACUCAGGCAGAGAAUUUGGGUAUUCAGCCUGAAGGCUUAAGUAUUGGCUCGGAGGUUCCUUCAUCAGACAAGCUUCUCUUGGAUGACGAAACUGAAUUUCAAGGCCAAACUGCUUCGGUUGCAGUCAAGGAACUUCCCAGCGCAGAGACGAUAGUGAUAUCUAAGACUGAUCCUGAAGAUAUUAAAAUGAAGGCUGAAGUGGGUAAAUCAUCUCUUGGUGGUUCUCAAGAAACUUUUGAAUCAGAAACCUUGAGAGCGUCCCUGCCUGCGGUAGAUUCUAUAGUUGCUGACUCAAAUGCUGAUGUGAGUCAUUCAGCUAACAAAACUGGUGUAGUUGAUCUCAUUGGUCAUGAGAGUGAACUUGUUCAAGCAAGUGUUGUAGAUGCGGAGAACAGCCCUAGCAAGCUGAGUUCUGAAUCCUCUUGUGCCACUGAAAACUAUGUUUCUCCGGUUUCUGUUGUAUCUUUGGGAGACAAAGCUAGCCAUCAGAAGAAGAGUUCAACAGAAACAUCUGAAGACUCUGUCCUCCAAACCGGUCAUGAAGCCUGUGAAAGUAAUGAUGAAGCUCGCAGAGAGAGUAGCAAAGGGGAGGUUGUGGAGGAAAGCAGUUUCAUAAACGUAACAAACACAAAGGAUGAUCCUAUAAGCCAUUCUGGAUCAACAGGCACUACACCUGAUGAUUCUGCUAAUCAGAAGUUGCUGGAAAGUGGAAGGACAGAGUUCAACAGAGUUGUUGGUGGCUUGGGGGUUAUUCAAGCAAAUGAGAUCGACGGUAAUGUUAAAGCACACGACCUUUAUGCUGAGGUCCCUGUGACAAUCGAAUCAAAUGACCAUCGAGAUUUUGGGAGACUGCAGAAUCUUUCAGAAGCACAUAUUAGAUCACUGGUUUCGAGUCCAUUAGUCACUAGAACUAAUACAUCUAAUGCGUUUGAAUCCAACCUGAGAUCGACUUCAGGACUAAGUGAUGGAGUUAACAAACCGGAAAACGCAUCUCAAUCAUCAUCACUUGCUGUUGCUCUGUCGAAGAACCAAGAGAUCACUAUGGAGAAGACAACAAGCUGGAGCUCAGCAAAGGAACAGCACGUCCCGCUGAAGAACCUUCUGAGUGAAGCAAGAUCACCAAGGCUACUUGCAGCAGCAGAGGCAAAGAAGGAUAAUGAGAGUAACAACAUACCGAGAGUGAGUUCGAUAUUGGGACAAGAGACUUCCCCUGAAGACGGUCGUUGGCCAGAGAGAAGAGAAGUGAGUGAGGAGUGGAAUUCUCCAGCAAAGUAUCCAGUGGACUUGAAGAAAGAGGAGAGGAAAGUGAAAGGAAGACCCUUUUGGGUUCCAUUUGUUUGCUGUUCAUCUGUUAAGUAA
This is a messenger RNA of Thlaspi arvense, 2536 nucleotides long. The record is from the annotation of a GenBank genome assembly. Lineage: Eukaryota; Viridiplantae; Streptophyta; Magnoliopsida; Brassicales; Brassicaceae.